Molecule: messenger RNA, 2000 nt
Organism: Epinephelus moara (kelp grouper)
Lineage: Eukaryota; Metazoa; Chordata; Actinopteri; Perciformes; Serranidae
Gene: bin2a
Product: bridging integrator 2a
Exons: 13
Coding region: 274-1689 (471 amino acids)
Biological process (GO): plasma membrane tubulation; podosome assembly; phagocytosis, engulfment
Cellular component (GO): cytoplasm; phagocytic cup; plasma membrane
Molecular function (GO): protein binding; phospholipid binding
Source: RefSeq, a predicted model, not a curated record
GAGAAAAAAAGACAGAGUGAGUGGGUGUGUUGAGACAUGGGCACAGCGGAUGGCUCUACCUGUUGCACAGUAAGGCGUGUUCAAUAAAUCUUUUACCCAGGAUACUGCAGACGAUUGGUUCCAAAGUUCAAGGGUAAAAUAUCCAGGAGCAUAGCACACGGGGACAACCAGGAGAGGACGAGUCAAAGAGAAGUGUCAAAGUGAUUCAUUUGGGAAAUUGUGAAAGAAAUCAGUCAUUUGUGUCGACAGGAAUAAACACAGUCGAAACAAAACAUGGCCGAGAGCGCGAGUCCAAAGGGCAGCUCUGGUGACUUUGCUAAAAAAGUCCAAAGACAGCUGAGCAGAAGCAAAGAAAAGGUGCUACAAAAGCUGGGGAAGACAGUGGAGAGCAAAGACGACCAGUUUGAACAUUUUCUCCAGCAGUUUAAUGACCAGCAGACUGAUGGGAACCGGAUAUACAAGGAUAUGAGGAACUACAUCAAUGCAGUGAGAGACAUGCGUGAAGCUUCAAGGCGCCUUUCCCAGUCUCUGUAUGAUGCUUAUGAAACUGACUGGGCUGGAGAGGAAGAUUUAGGAGCCAUUGUAGAGGGAGAGGACCUCCUGUGGAAUGACUUGGAGGUGAAGCUAUUAGACCAGGCCGUACGCACCAUGGAGUCCUACGUGAGCCAAUUCCCAGAUGUCAGGGAGAAAGUAGCCAAGAGGGGAAGAAAACUGGUGGACUACGACUCUUCCCUUCACCACCUGGAGGCACUGCAGACUGCUAAGAAGAGGGAUGAUGUCAAGAUAAACAAGGCAGAAGAGGAGAUGAAUGCUGCCAAAAGUGUCUAUGAAGGCAUCAACACUGAGUUAAAAGAGGAGCUGCCUGUGCUCUAUGAAAGCCGUAUUGGAUGCUUUGUGACAGUCUUCUCAGCUGUGUCAAGUUUACGAGACAUCUUCUACAAGGAAAUGAGUACGCUCAACCUUGAUCUACAGAACGUGAUAAAAGAGCUGCAGGCUCAGCAUCCGGACAAAGUGUUUGCUCUGAAGGGAAUGCAACGGUAUGGCUCCCUCAAGAGACGAACUCUGAUGUCCCCUAAGGCCUGGAAAUCCAGCUUCUCUGAUUUCCACAAGAGCUACAGUCCUAGACCGAGCCAGAGGUUUAGCUUCAGGUCCCCGGACAAACCUCGCCACAGCACUCUGUCCAGAGAGAGCAGCAUCCUUGCAGUCACCCCACAGCCACCUCUUCCGGAGGACCCCGUCUCUGAGUCCAGGGACCUGGAUGCAGGAUUGAGCCACAGUGAGACCCCCAGUUCUCCUGCACAAGAAGACGCUGCAGCUGGAAACGAGCUGAACUCAGGAGAAGGCAGCAACCAGGUGGAAGAGGAGAAAGGCAGGAAAGAAGAGGAGUCUGAGCCUAAGCCUCCUGCAGAAUCUGAGAAUAAAGGAAACGGUGAGAAAGCUCCACCGAGUGACAGCAGCUCUGAACUGAACAACUCCUGUGAUUCCGUGAGCUUGGAGAUUCAGCUGUCUGCAGCAGAUGACGGCCCGCUGCACAUUGAAGAGGACGACCUCGACACUCCUAAACCAAACGGGCUGGAGAAUGGUGAAGUUUCUGGGUUGAAGUCUGACACCAAGGACCUGAGCAUUCCUUACAAGGAUGCUCCUGCAGAAACACAGGCAUCUCCGGACUCAAAAAGCACAGAUGUUUAGCAUAUUAAAACACUAGAGAAGCACAGGAGAGAUUGACAUCAACAGCUGCACAAGAGAAAAAAUGUGGAGACAGCCGCACUGAAGUGUCCAUGUGUGGGGGGAAUGAAUGAUGGACUGUGCAUUGACAUGUUGGAGUUAGUUUUCUUAUUUAUCUUUUAUUGAAAUCAGUGCAGAGUAUGGGUAAAGUCAUAUUUUUGUAACAGCCGUAAGUAUCCCUUUAAAAGUAUAGAUACAUGACAGGAGGACCAGACUUAAUCCCACAGAUUUUAUUAUAUUCUGCAUCAAACAUUUUAAAAUCAGAGUAGUUUUUU